Molecule: messenger RNA, 6852 nt
Organism: Scedosporium apiospermum
Lineage: Eukaryota; Fungi; Ascomycota; Sordariomycetes; Microascales; Microascaceae
Product: Acetyl-CoA carboxylase
Exons: 4
Coding region: 1-6852 (2283 amino acids)
Biological process (GO): fatty acid biosynthetic process
Molecular function (GO): acetyl-CoA carboxylase activity; metal ion binding; ATP binding
Source: RefSeq, a predicted model, not a curated record
AUGACCGAAUUAACGACCGCCUCUAAUGGGACGACGCGCAAGCUCCCCUAUGCUAAUGGCAAGGCGAGCUAUGCUGAGAAGCAUAAGAUUGCCGACCAUUUUAUCGGCGGAAACCGCCUCAAUAAUGCCCCCGCAUCAAAAGUAAAAGACUUCGUGGCCGCAAAUGACGGCCACACCGUUAUCACAAAUGUGCUUAUCGCCAACAACGGUAUCGCUGCCGUAAAGGAGAUUCGCUCGGUGAGGAAAUGGGCAUACGAGACUUUUGGCGAUGAGAGGGCCAUCCAUUUUACGGUCAUGGCUACGCCUGAGGAUCUUCAAGCCAAUGCUGAUUAUAUCCGCAUGGCUGAUCACUACGUGGAAGUUCCCGGCGGAACCAACAAUCACAACUAUGCCAAUGUUGAGCUGAUUGUUGAUAUUGCGGAGCGGAUGAACGUCCACGCUGUGUGGGCUGGAUGGGGCCACGCCUCCGAAAAUCCGAAGCUUCCCGAGUCGCUUGCAGCCUCCCCAAAGAAGAUCGUCUUCAUUGGUCCCCCCGGAUCGGCCAUGCGAUCCCUCGGCGACAAAAUUUCCUCGACCAUUGUUGCUCAGCAUGCCGAAGUCCCCUGUAUUCCCUGGUCCGGAACCGGUGUCAACACGGUCGUUAUCGAUGGUUCGGGAAUUGUGACCGUUCCCGACGACGUUUACAUGCGAGGAUGUGUGAACUCUUGGGAGGAAGGCCUGAAGAAAGCCAAGGAGAUUGGCUUCCCCGUCAUGAUCAAGGCCUCUGAGGGUGGUGGCGGCAAGGGUAUCCGCAAGGCCAUGUCGGAGGAGGGCUUUGAGUCCCUUUACAAGGCUGCGGCCAGCGAAAUCCCGGGGUCCCCCAUCUUCAUUAUGAAGCUCGCCGGUAACGCCAGGCAUCUCGAGGUGCAGCUGCUAGCUGAUCAGUAUGGCAACAACAUCUCUCUGUUUGGCCGCGAUUGCUCCGUUCAGCGACGGCACCAAAAGAUUAUCGAGGAGGCCCCCGUCACCAUCGCCAAGGCCGAAACCUUCAAGGGUAUGGAGGAGGCGGCUGUGCGUCUAGGAAAGCUGGUUGGAUACGUGUCUGCUGGUACUGUUGAGUAUUUGUACUCGCACGCCGAUGACAAGUUUUACUUCCUGGAGCUUAAUCCCCGCCUCCAGGUCGAACAUCCUACGACAGAAAUGGUUAGCGGUGUCAACUUGCCCGCUGCCCAGCUGCAAAUUGCGAUGGGUAUCCCGCUCCACAGAAUUCGUGAUAUUCGACUGCUUUACGGAGUCGAUCCUAAAACGGCGACCGAGAUUGAUUUUGAUUUCAAGAACCCCGAGAGCGAGAAGACCCAGCGUCGACCUCGUCCCAAGGGCCAUACGACGGCGUGCCGUAUCACCUCCGAGGAUCCCGGCGAAGGAUUCAAGCCAUCGAACGGUGUUAUGCAUGACCUGAAUUUCCGCAGUAGCUCAAAUGUGUGGGGCUACUUCUCCGUCUCGCCUCAGAGUAAGAUUCACAGCUUUUCCGACUCGCAGUUUGGUCAUAUUUUCGCCUAUGGCGAGAACCGACAAGCCUCCAGGAAGCACAUGGUUAUCGCAUUGAAGGAACUUAGCAUUCGUGGUGACUUCAGGACUACUGUCGAGUAUCUUAUUAAGCUCCUCGAGACUGAGGCCUUCGAAGAGAACACUAUCACAACUGGGUGGCUGGAUGAGCUUAUCUCCAAGAAGCUGACCGCUGAGCGGCCUGAUUCUAUGCUCGCGGUCGUUUGUGGCGCCAUCACCAAGGCUCAUAUUGCAAGCGAGGCCUGCAUGGCAGAGUACAAGGCCGGUCUGGAGAAGGGUCAGGUACCCUCGAAGGACAUCCUGAAGACGGUGUUCCCCGUUGACUUCAUCUACGAGGGUCAGCGGUACAAGUUUACCGUAACUCGUGCCAGUGUUGAUACCUACCACCUUUUCAUCAAUGGCUCGAAGUGUGCCGUAGGCGUUCGUGCCCUCAGUGACGGUGGUCUUCUCAUCCUUCUUGACGGAAGGUCCCACAACGUCUACUGGAAGGAAGAAGUCGGUGCCACGCGUAUUUCGGUGGACAGCAAGACCUGCUUGCUCGAGCAGGAGAACGACCCUACUCAGCUCCGCACUCCCAGUCCCGGCAAGCUUGUCAAGUAUACAGUCUCCAACGGCCAGCACAUCAAGGCCGGUGAAACAUUCGCCGAGGUUGAGGUCAUGAAGAUGUACAUGCCUCUCAUUGCCCAGGAAGAUGGUGUAGUUCAGCUCAUCAUGCAGCCCGGAGCUACUCUUGAGGCCGGUGAUAUCCUUGGUAUUCUCGCCUUGGAUGACCCUACCCGGGUUAAGCAGGCCAAGCCCUUCGUCGACCGCCUCCCCGAAUACGGUGAGCCUGUCAACGUUGGCCGGAAACCCGCCCAGCGAUUCGCUCUUCUGUACGGUACUACUGAGAACAUCCUCCUCGGUUACGAUAACUCCGCCAUUAUGGCACAGACACUGAGCCAGCUCAUCGAAGUUCUCCGCGAUCCCGAGCUGCCGUACAGUGAAUGGAACGCCCAGUUCGCUGCUCUCCACACCCGUAUGCCUGGCAAGCUUGCGACCCAGUUUUCUCAGAUCGUGGACCGAGCUAAGGCUCGACAUGCCGAGUUCCCAUCAAAGUCUCUUGCUCGUGCCUUCCACAAGUUCACCGACGAGAAUGUGGCACCUGGCGAUGUUCCGCUCCUGAAGUCCAACCUUGAGCCCCUCUUGGAUGUUCUAGAGCUCUACGUGGACGGCCAGAAGGUGAGGGAACUGAACUUGAUCCGGGAGCUGCUGCUCAUGUACUGGGAUGUCGAGCGUCACUUCAUUGGCCAGCGUCAACAGGAGGAUAGUGUCAUCCUGAAGCUGCGUGACCAACACAAGGAAGAGAUUUCCAAGGUCGUUCAGAUUGUUCUUUCUCACAGCCGUGUUGGGCCGAAGAGCUCCUUGAUCCUCGCCAUCCUUGAUGAGUAUCGUCCCAACAGGCCUAACGUCGGUAACGUGGGCAAGUAUCUCCGCGACGUCUUGCGCCAAUUGACUGAGCUCCAAUCCUCUCGUGCCACUUCCAAGGUCUCCCUCAAAGCCCGAGAAAUUAUGAUUCAGUGCUCCAUGCCCUCUUUGGAGGAGAGGACUGCCCAGAUGGAACAUAUUCUUAGAUCGUCAGUUGUCGAGUCGCGAUACGGCGAAACUGGAUGGGACCACCGCGAGCCCAGUCUUGAUGUUAUCAAGGAAGUCGUCGACUCCAAGUACACAGUCUUUGACGUGCUGACCCUCUUCUUCGCCCACGACGACCCUUGGGUGUCGUUGGCUGCUCUUGAGGUCUAUGUCAGACGAGCAUAUCGAGCGUACAUUCUCAAUCAGAUCUCGUACCAUCAUGAUGACAACGGCAGCCCUCUUUUCGUUUCUUGGGACUUCGCUCUUAGGAAGAUCGGCCAAUCCGAGUUUGGGCUUCCUCUUCAGUCUGCCGCGCCAUCGUCCCCGGCCACUCCUAGCGGUGAGUUUAAGCGCAUCCACUCGAUUAGCGACAUGUCGUAUAAGUUGAUCAACAAAUGGGAUGAGGAGCCCAACCGGAAGGGCGUCAUCAUCCCUUGCGCUUACAUCGAUGAUGCCGAGGAGCUUCUGCCAAAGGCUCUUGAGGCGCUCCCAGUUUUUACCAAGCGUAGGCAGCCUGGUCUCAUCUCUGACCUUAAUGGGAAGAGGCGCCCGGCAGCCCUUAAGCACUCUGGUGAUGAUGUGGAGUUGUCGGCUGUCAUUAACGUUGCGGUUCGCGAUGCUGAAAGUGAGAAUGAUAAGGAUAUUCUUAGCCGAAUUCUUCCAAUCAUCGAGCAGGUCAGGGAGGACCUCCUCGCCCGCCGUGUGCGACGAGUCACCUUCAUCUGCGGCCACAACAAUGGCUCCUACCCAGGACACUACACGUUCAGGGGCCCCGACUACGUGGAGGAUGACAGCAUUCGUCAUAGCGAGCCUGCACUGGCCUUCCAGCUCGAGCUUGGACGUCUUGCCAAGUUCCGCAUCAAGCCUGUCUUCACGCAGAACAAGAAUAUCCACGUGUAUGAGGGCAUCGGCAAGACUGUAGAUACGGACAAGCGCUACUUCACGCGUGCUGUGAUUCGACCCGGUCGUCUUCGAGACGAGAUCCCCACUGCCGAGUAUCUGAUCAACGAGGCUGAUGGCGUUAUCAACGACAUUUUCGAUGCCUUGGAGAUUAUUGGCAACAACCACUCCGAUCUCAACCACAUCUUCAUGAACUUCACUCCCAUCUUCCAACUCCACCCUCAGGAAGUCGAGCACAACCUCCAGGGCUUCUUGGAUCGGUUCGGAGUCCGCGCUUGGCGCUUGCGCGUUGCACAGGUGGAAAUCCGUAUCGUCUGCUCUGACUCUGAUGGCAACCCCUUGCCUCUCCGUGUGAUGAUCACUAACACCUCCGGAUACAUUGUCGACGUGGACAUGUACGCUGAGAAGAAGUCGGAGAAGGGUGAUUGGGUAUUCCACAGCAUUGGUGGCACUAAGGAGAAGGGUCCCAUGCAUCUCAUGCCGGUAUCGACUCCUUACCCCACCAAGAAUCAUCUUCAGCCCAAGCGAUAUAAGGCUCAUCUUAUGGGCACUCAGUACGUGUAUGAUUUCCCUGAGCUGUUCAGGCAAGCUAUUCAGAACAGCUGGACGAAGGCUGCCAAGAAGAACCCCAGCCUUGCCUCGCAGCAGCCCAAGCAGGGAGAGUGCAUUGCCUUCUCCGAGCUCGUCCUCGACGACCAGGACAACCUCGAUGAGGUCAACCGUGAGCCCGGUACCAACAGUUGUGGUAUGGUGGGCUGGCUCAUCAGGGCCCGCACCCCCGAGUAUCCGAACGGCCGAAGGUUCAUCGUCGUCGCCAACGAUAUCACCUUCAAGAUCGGCUCGUUCGGGCCCAAGGAAGACAACUUCUUCCAAAAGUGUACCGACCUUGCCAGGAAACUUGGAAUCCCCCGCAUCUAUCUGUCGGCGAACUCUGGUGCUCGUCUCGGUAUUGCGGAGGAGCUCAUCCCACACUUCAAGGUCGCUUGGAAGGAUGCCAAGGCUCCUGAAGGUGGCUUCAAGUACCUCUACCUCGACGAGGCCACCAAAAAGCGAUUCGAGAGCGCCGUUGUCACCGAGGAGGUUACCGAGGAAGGAGAGAAGCGCCAUAAGAUUAUCACUGUUGUCGGUUCCGAGGACGGUCUUGGUGUUGAGUGCUUGCGUGGCUCCGGUCUCAUUGCUGGCGGGACAAGCAGAGCGUAUAAUGACAUCUUUACGGUCACCCUUGUCACCUGCCGUUCAGUUGGUAUUGGUGCGUAUCUUGUCCGCCUUGGCCAGCGUGCGGUCCAGAUUGAAGGCCAGCCCAUCAUUCUUACCGGUGCGCCUGCUUUGAACAACCUGCUGGGUCGUGAAGUCUAUACCUCCAACCUCCAGCUUGGCGGUACUCAGAUCAUGUACAGGAAUGGUGUUUCCCACAUGACUGCUACCGACGACUUUGCAGGUAUCUCCAAGAUCGUUGAAUGGAUGUCGUUCGUCCCCAAGGAGAGGAAUGCCCCUGUUCCCAUCAGCCCUAGCUCGGAUCCUUGGGACCGUGAUGUUGUCUACACGCCGCCCCAGAAGCAGCCUUACGACGUGCGGUGGAUGAUUGCCGGUCGCUAUGAAGAUCCCGAUAACGAGCAGGGCGAGUUCGAGCCCGGCCUGUUCGACAAGGACUCGUUUGUCGAGUCUCUCGGUGGAUGGGCGAAGACUGUGGUUGUCGGCCGUGCUCGUCUCGGCGGUAUCCCUGUUGGUGUAAUUGGAGUUGAGACCCGCUCGGUUGAGAACAUCACGCCUGCUGAUGCCGCAAAUCCCGACUCGAUUGAGCAAGUUACUAUCGAGGCUGGCGGCGUGUGGUACCCCAACUCGGCCUUCAAGACCGCCCAGGCUAUCAAUGACUUUAACCACGGCGAACAGCUUCCUUUGAUGAUUCUUGCCAACUGGCGAGGUUUCUCCGGUGGUCAGCGUGACAUGUACAACGAGGUUCUCAAGUAUGGUUCGUUCAUCGUCGACGCCCUCACUCAGUACAAGCAACCCGUCUUCGUCUAUAUCCCGCCAUUCGGAGAACUUCGUGGCGGAUCUUGGGUUGUCGUUGAUCCCACAAUCAACCCCACAUUCAUGGAGAUGUAUGCUGACAAGGAGGCUCGUGGCGGUGUCCUUGAACCUGAGGGUCUCGUUGGUAUCAAAUACCGCACGCCCAAGCAGCUUGAAACCAUGUCUCGCUUGGAUCCUACUUACGCGGCGCUGAAGAAGCAGCUCGCUGACAACCUCAGCGGGCCCAAGGAUGAGAUCGAAGCCAUUAAGGCUAAGAUGGCUAUUCGCGAGAAGCAGCUGCUACCCAUCUACAGUCAGAUUGCUCUCCAGUUCGCCGAUCUUCACGACCGCGCUGGUCGCAUGAAGGCCAAGGGCGUCAUCCGCGAGGCCCUUGAAUGGAGCGACGCGCGGCGAUUCUUCUACUGGCGCCUCCGCCGUAGACUCAACGAAGAGUACAUCCUGCGCCGCAUGGCGUCGGCCAUUAUCAACCCCUCGCCCGAUCACCACGAUACCAAGAACCGCCAGAUCAGGGAGCGCAAUCUCCGUCUGCUGGCUUCGUGGUCUAGCAUUGAGGACUUCGACAAGAGCGAUCGACGUGUUGCCGAGUGGUACGAGGCUAACAGACGUGCCAUCUCCGACAAGGUUGACAGCCUCAAGUCUGAAAACCUUGCCGCGCAACUGUCGGCGCUCGUCCGGGAUAACAAGGGUGCCGGUCUCCGUGGUCUGCGUGAGGUGUUGAGGACCAUGCCUGUUGAAGAGAGGGAGCAGGCGCUUCAGUUCUUGAAGCAGUAA